This is a messenger RNA of Schizosaccharomyces cryophilus OY26, 1407 nucleotides long. Its product is annotated as Sds3-like family protein Dep1. The transcript has 2 exons. NCBI's taxonomy places the organism in Eukaryota, Fungi, Ascomycota, Schizosaccharomycetes, Schizosaccharomycetales, Schizosaccharomycetaceae. The record is from RefSeq and is a predicted model, not a curated record. The coding region runs from base 1 to 1407 and encodes 468 amino acids.
AUGACUGAAAAUUAUUCACCUACCCCUGUCAGUGCAGAAAAUUUGGAAAUGAUAAACAAGAAGGGAUCAGAGCAGGAAAACAAACUGACGGUUGAAUAUAUGAAGGGACCGCCAGCAUUGAAUCAUCAAUUUCAAAAUAAAGACACCGAUGACUCAACCCCAUUCACAAACAAUCAAGCGGUGUCACCAAAAUUUGAAGAGAAAGUUCCUGAUGAUAAAAAAAAUCAAGUUUCUGAAAACUCACGUUCUGACAUUCCUGAGGAGGAUUCGCCAAUUUUACCAGCAAUACCGCAGUCAUCUACUGUUGAAACAGACGCUACUCAACAAGAGACCACAAUCCAACACGAAACUGAAAAUGAAAAUCUGUCUGAAGCAGAAACAGUUAUUUUUCAGGAAGAAGAAAACAAUAUCGUCGAUGAACGAGCCAACGUAAACAAAGAAGUUACGAGAGUACAGUCAGAAGGAUUGAGCCUUAAUAACCAUGUAGAAGAUGCUUCAACUAGAUUCGUAAAGGAUAACCCAACCCAAGAAAACAGAUCAAUGGUCGUAGAAGAAGAGACGAGUGCCGCUGAGAAAGAAGAGGACGCCGACGAAGAAGACGAGGAAGAAGAAGAAGAAGAAAAGGAAUCAGUCUCCGAAGGAAGAGAAUAUAGCAAGAAGAUUGAAACGCGCGGACCUUCUGGAAGGAAGCGACGACGUGUUACUGCGUCCCGUGCCAGGUAUAGUAUUCGUGAUGGCCGAUCGAAACGAAGUUCAACAGCUGAAGGCCAAGAGAGUGGAGCCGAUCCUGAUGGAGAAUCAGCAUAUGACAGUCGGAAUGGAUUUGAACAACCGUCUGAUCAGGAUGCUGAGAAAACGCUGAAACGUAAAGAGGCCUUUGAAGCUUUAUCGGUUUUGCGGAAUCGUAUUUAUGGAAAAAGACUUUUGAGACUUGACGAACAAGAAGAAUUAAUCAGAAACAAAAAACACGAACGAUUCAAUGCAUGUGUUGAUUUGGUUGUAGAACAUAGAAACAAUCGAAUCCAUCGGGCUACUGAACUCCUCAAGAAACAACUGACCGCUAUCCAGAAUAUGAUGAAUUUUGUAUAUUCGCAAAGAAAGUAUCAAUUUCUUUUUGAUAAGCGGAAAGUGAGACAGACGUUAUCUACAAACGUCGCUGCCAAAUUUUAUCGUUUACUGAACAGGCAACAAAUUUCUUAUGAUCCCAUCAUUCAACUUCAGAAGCAGACUUCUUAUCGCCAAAACGCUUUAUUUAAUAAGCAAAGGUUAGAUUAUGAAACAGCGGUUCUUUGUGAGUUGGAUAAUUUUGUCGGAUUCCCAACAGCCCCCAUUAUUGAACAGGCUUCCAUGGAUGAUAUACAACAGGAUUUAAUUGAGAUGGGCGAGUUGUUUGGUAACGAUAGGUAA